CACAGGCAAGAAACCAAGGGGUAGAGCGGCGCCAAGGCCAACCAAGCUCCCACCACGUACCACUAUAAAGUCCUACUCCAGCCUUCUUGUCUUUUGCCAUUCCAAGGUAGAAGAACAAGGGCAGCUUCGAGAGGGAGGCGACAGUGGAGAAAGGAGGAGGGACGGUGAUCUAAAGGAAGCAGCCGCUCCUUGCCACCGCCAGACCAGAGAUGGGGAGCAGCGGCAAGAAGCAGGAAGCCGUGAGGCGGUACGUCAGAUCCCGGGCUCCCAGGAUGCAAUGGACGGCCGAGCUCCACCGUAGCUUCCUGCAGGCCAUAGAGUGCCUCGGCGGAGAGCACAAUGCUACCCCUAAGCUGGUUCUUCAGGUCAUGGGUGUGAAGGAGCUUACCAUAUCUCACGUCAAGAGCCAUCUCCAGAUGUACAGAGGCCCGAGCACUCGUAAGGCGAAGAAAGAGACGGAGCCACAGCUGCUGCAAAGGAGGCACUCAUGCGCCGCUGAUGAGCAGCAAGGAGGAGGAGGCCCCAAUGCGCCCUUCAUGUGCCCACCUCUGAAAAGGGCCAGGACGACGGGGACAGAGGCCGCGGACAAAGGCAUGCAAGGAGGCCAAAGCCAAGGAAUCAGUGGGACGAAGACCAGCGGCGCUGUCAACCGGUACUGCAUUGAUGAUUACUACUCCAUGCAAGCCAUGGCCAUGGAGAGGAGAAUAAUGGAGGGCCUCAGCUGUCAGAGGGAUGCUGCUGCUGCUGUUUCCAGCCUCCGGACCGUGGGAUGCUUGGAGCAAGGAUCCGGCGACUUUAAGCAGAUAAUCAAGCCAGAAGCACACUACUACCCUGGUCUUGCAGUGAAGAAGCAAGACCCCAAGGAGAAGCCCAAGGAGAAGGACAGCAACGGGGCGGAGCAGUGCUCCCUGUCGCUGUCCCUUGGCCCGGACCCGAGAUGCCUCCGCGCUGUCUCAUCGUCGUCGCCGAGCGAAGGCAGCUGCAUCAUCUCCUCCUCCUCGUCGCCGCCGAGGAGGAGGAGGAGCUCCAGCCACUGCUCCGGGCACUCCGGCUGCUUCGAUGCCCAGGGCGUGAACUUGGAGCUCUCCCUGUCCAUCUGCUGAUCGUAGACGACUGCGUGAAAUUUUGUACAUCGAUCGAUCGAUCUGUCUGUCACUCGUUUGGUUCAUGGUGCUAGGAUGAUUAGCCAAUGGCAGGUGGUUAGGUUAGGAUUAGGAGUUCAAUGACGUUUUAGAGUUAGCAGGUUACCAAGUUGCAAAGCUAUCUAGCUCCCCGCUUUCAGAGUA
This is a messenger RNA of Triticum aestivum (bread wheat), 1286 nucleotides long. Its product is annotated as myb family transcription factor MOF1. The record is from RefSeq and is a predicted model, not a curated record. The transcript is spliced from 6 exons. Bases 210 to 1103 code for a protein of 297 amino acids. Lineage: Eukaryota; Viridiplantae; Streptophyta; Magnoliopsida; Poales; Poaceae. Gene Ontology annotation, molecular function: DNA-binding transcription factor activity; DNA binding.